GAUUAUAUGAUAUUUGCCAAUUGAAAAUACAUUUCCUCAUGAGGUAAUUUUUAUAAGGAAUAUAUUCUUGUGAGGAGUGUGAUAUUGACUAUUCUUGGCCAGCCAUUCAGGGACUGUGAGUUUUUGUUUGUUUUUAUGGGCAAGGGUUGCCUAAUUAAAAAUGGCCAAACCACAGAUCAUAGCUGCUGGAAUUGUGGCAUUGCUGAUUAUCUUGAUGACCAUCAUCCUGCUGGCUACUUCCCUUAAGAAACUGUCUUCUGACCAAAUUGGGUUGACAUAUGACACAAUCAACAAAAACCUUGGAGAUGAAGUGAAGAGAGAGGGUUUACACAAUGGUCCUCCCGGGUUUGAGUUCAUCAUAUUUCCCAGUGUGUACAAGACUAUUUCCUUCUCAGAUCUUAAGUGUUUGAACAAGGAUGGUGUGAUUAUCACGUUAGAUGUGACCUACCAGUUUAAGGCCCAGCCCACAAAACUUCAUGACUUGAUCAUUAACUUCAAGGACUAUGAUGGUUACAAGAAAGUCCUAGAGUACACAGGUGAGUCAGCUCUACAUGAAUCCUGCAGCUAUUUCAAUACCUCGCAGUUCCAGGCUGAGCGCGGGAAAUUCCAGGAACGUGUGAAGGAGAAGAUCAUUGAGAAAUACACGAAACUCUAUGCUGACAUCACUGACCUCCAGGUGAGCAACAUUGAACGACCCAGUGAAUAUGAAGAUGCUAUUCGAAGCAAGGAACGAGCCAGGGAAGAUAUUGAGGUUGCAAGGAACGAGAGGCCGCGGUUGGUGACAGAGGCAAUGACAGAGUUUCUGGAGGCCAACACCACAUCUCAGAUAAUCAGAGACAAGGCCGAGUCCGAUAAGAGAAUCUUGCAGGCUAGGGCGGAACAAGAGGCCAAGGCCAUCAUUGAACAGUACCAGAAGGAAUCCGAGGCCUACGCCCAGAUUCUAGAUCCCAACGGUCUGGGCUUCACAGUGGAUGGUUUCAUCGCUUACAUGGGUGUCCGCGUCAUCUCCUCCGCCCAGAACCCGGUCUAUAUCGGACUUCAGAGCCCCGCCAAGUCAUCGUACAUGACACCCUAAUGAAAUAUUGAUAAGGAUGAAGGGGUAACUGUACCAUGGUGGACUGUAUUUCUGGGAAACUGGGGCUAAAAUUUUAAAAGUUCACUUUCUUUUUAAAUCAAGUUUUAGAAAACAAAGAAUUUAGUAAAAUAAAAAAAAUCGGUAGGUAUAACAUUGUCAAGGUAAUAUAUACAUAUUUGAAUAAACAUGAACUUCAUAUUUAGUGGGAGGGAGGUUCGGGGAGAUUCAAUUUUUUUAAAUUUUUGAAAAAUUUGUUGAAAUGUUGAAAAUUUUGGGAAGUUGUUUUAUGAAUUAGGCUUAUUAUUUAUUGAUUUAAAAUUGAUAUUAAAUUUGUAUGCGCCUUAUCCUUUGAAAUAAUCCUUUGUUUCUUAAUAUUCAACGCCUUAAAAACUGUGGUUUGAAAGUUUAAAUAAUUAUUUCAUAAUAUCUCAUAUAAAAAUGAAAAGUUAAUAGGAAAUCGAAAUGUCACCUAAAGUUGUUGAAGUUAUUUUGUCAACUCUUAAUGUGAUAGUUAAAUGAAAUUAAAGGAUUAAUGAAUUCCUAAUUAAUGGCAUUUCCAUGUGUUUUUGUAUGUUCCCUUUUUUCACAGUUCUGCUAAACAUAUUUUUAAUAGCGUUUAUUACAUUAUAUUAUAUAAUCAACAUGUAGUGAUAUUUUAAUUAUUACUUUAUUGAUAAUCAUGAGGAAUUAGACACCAGUAUGGGCAUUAACAUUAUGUGAUUUACCCAGUAUGUGACCCUCAUAUUGCCAAGCUGUUAUGAGGCCUUAAACUCUUCCUUUCAUACUCAAAGACGCUAUUCACAGCUUGUUAAACGGAACCAUGUUUGACAGUUUCAAAAGUUUUUACUUAGUUUUAGUUUGGAACUCAAAAUAAUUUGGGUUUUUACUAGCAAACAAAUUUAUUCUAUAGAUCAUAAGUAGAUCAUAAUUAUUAUAGCUCAACUUAACAUUGCAAUAAUAAAAUUUAUUGCAAUAUUCAAACUGUUUUAAACAAAACUAUUUUAUUUUUGUGGGGCUUCUGUUUAAUUCAUCAAUCGUAUUGUAUUGUUACCGGUACUUUCAUUUCCAAAAAAAUCAUUUUGAGUGCUUAACAUAUUAAAUACCAAAUUAAAAAGUUAUAUUUGUACUGCAUGGUGUAAACUGAUAUUUUAUACUGGAAAACUCGAACAUAACUAGUCCCAAAUAAUGUCUAUUUCUGGACUGUUUACAUAUUCAUAUUUUUGCUUUUUAUUUAUAAAAAGAAAGAAAUCAAGUUUAAAUUGUAUUAAUUUGUUUUCAUAUGAAUGCAGUUUAUUGAAUAGGUGUUUUUUUGCUUAACUGAUUACAUCGAUGUGUGUAUACUAUUUUUCUAUAGAACAUACAUUUGUAUAUGGUAGAAAGGUAUGUUUUUGCAUACUUUUUAUCAGAAUGAAAUGUUGUUUAAGUGUUUUUUAACUUACAAUGUAUGAAACAAUUAAAGUGCACAUGUAGAUAUAUUAGUUGUUAAAUAGUUUGUACAACAAUAUUAAAGGGACUUGUUCAGGUUAAAAAGGGUCUGUCAUCCAAAAUAAAAAUAAUCACAGAAAUGUGAAUAAAAUGAUAAAACAUCAUUGAAAGUUCAAAUUAUGGCUGUAUUGUUCAUAAUUUAUUAAAAAUCUGACAGAAAACACUCUAUUUUGCGGAAAAGCGUGACAUUUUUGAAAUUUGAAUGAUUUAAGGCUUUUCAAAUGAUUAUUUGCCCACUGCUGUUUGGUGUUUGUUAAAAAAAGGGAGUAAAAUAAUUCAAUUUGAAGUUUUAAAGAAAGGGUUGACAAUAUAAAAUAUGAAUGUGUCCCUUUGAAAUUAGGCAUUAAUUAAUGAUCAUUUCCUGGUCCUCCUCAAAUAAGUCAUAUCAUUUUUAGAAGGUGUCAACGAAAUGGAGUAAAAUAAUAACUGAUAUAUCAUCUUUUAUAAGAACAUUGUGUUUUUUUAUGCCUUAUUUAUUGUUGUACUUUGGUGUUGUAAUAUAAUAUUUCUAUUGUUUUGCACUUAUUUUAAGGAUGUUUCCCUUUCAAAUCUAAGAGCUAUAAACAAGGCAGCCAUUUUAUCAAUUCAUGUAUCGGAUUAUUGCUUUUUCGAAAUCAAAGUUCCUUGGAAAGUUUAAUAUCUAUCUAAGAUCCUAUUUCUUUAUUUGUAAGUUGAGCCAAGUAAGAUUGAAUUUGCAGAUCAAAAUUUUAAAUUAAUUUGAGAAAUCUAUUCAAAUAGGACUGCACUUAUAUCAAUAAACUUGUUUCAUAUCUGUGUACUCCAUUGUAUAUUGCUUGUUCCCUUUAUAUCUUGGUCAAGAUAGAAGGGGGUUGGGGAUAUCUUUAUUUAUGAUUUAUUUUAGGUAAGGCUGUAUCUUAUAUCAUCGUUUCUCUUCAAAAUAGCACCAUUUGGUCUGGAUUAAAGUUAAAUACAGUGCUCUGUAUAAAACAAUACAUGCAGGUGUCUUUCUGAAUCAAGAAAAAAAUAUCUAAAUGGAGAAAAAAAUGUCAGAUGGCAUUUAUGAAAUUUAGAGUCGGGUUUUCAACAAAAAACGGGGUAUUAGAAUAAUAUGUGUUCUUUGGCAGGCGGUCGUUUUGCCUUAUAAAACAAUGUAUGAAACCUGGAAGUUUUUGUGUCAUUAUUUGUUUUCUGUCUCUGUUACAAAUUCAGAUUGCUUUUUGAACAUGCGAGAAGUUUUACAUGUAUGUUUAGGGAUAUUUUAUAUAUUUGAAGCUUACACAAUGAAACACAAGGCCAUUUGAUACCAUUGUUAUUUGUCUAUACUAUUAGACCACCUUUUAUUUUUAUCAACAAGUGUAACACAAGUUUUUCCAUGACAAAAGAAGUAAGAACCAUGUUAAAAUAGCAUUUGAAAAUUUUGUGAUUACACUGUACAAAGAUUUUUGCUCAGCCAUAACUAACGGGUAAAUGCUUGAUUUAGCGUGUAUUUUUAAUACAUGUUUGUAGGACCUUUAUCUUGAUGAACUUAGUAUUAAAAGGAAUUUGAUUUAAAAUUUUAAGUGGAAUAAGUAAAACAAUAUUUUAAUGAUCAAAGAUAUGAUCAAAAUUAAUGAUAAAAUGAAUAAGAUAACAUAAUUAGAACAAAAGAACCUUUUUCUUGAAAUUGAUGUGAUUGGAAUAAUUUCAAUACUGAAAAAACAACCAUGACUAUGUUAUGCAGGGUAAAAGUAAUGCCAAUGACAUAUACUGGUUUUUCUGUGAUACAAAAAUAAGUCCUUCUGCAUGCAUAUACUAUAAGAUAUCUGUUAUCAAGAUGGCCAAUAUUUUUUCAAGGCAGCCCAAACUGUUUUCAAGGCAGCCCGAUUUGUUUUCAAGGCAGCCCAAACUGUUUUCAAGGCAGCCCGAUUUGUUUUCAAGGCAGCCCAAACUGUUUUCAAGGCAGCCCGAUUUGUUUUCAAGGCAGCCCAAACUGUUUUCAAGGCAGCCCGAUUUGUUUUCAAGGCAGCCCAAACUGUUUUCAAGGCAGCCCGAUUUGUUUUCAAGGCAGCCCGAUUUGUUUUCAAGGGUCUUAACUGUUUUCAAAGUGAUUGGUUUUGUUAAAAACAUUGACAAAUCAAAACAUUGGCAAAAAAAUAGCAAAUAACGCUGACUGGUAGAACUUAUUUUUGGAACAUUCUAAAGCCCCUUAUAACAGGAUCAGGCUAUGCACACUUUUUUAUUUUGGUAUAUUAUGUGUAAUAUUCUCAUUUUGAAGAGUUCUGAGAUUUAUGAUAAUCACGAUGAAUUUCAUUUUGUUCUUGUUAAAUCAAGUCAAAUAAAGUUUGUGAUACAUUUUUUAAAAAGAAAAUUCAAAAACCAUUUGUUCAACCUUUAAGAAGUCAUCUGUAUCAUAUUUGAAUACAUUACUUAUUCUUUUGAAAAAGAAUGCUUUAUAUUGAGAAAUGAUAAUAGCUCACCAUCAUAUUAUUCAAAUACUGCUUCUGAUUUAUAUUAAAAACACUGCAUUUAUUGCCUCUGAAAGAAUCCAAUGCAAGUUUGAAUGUUUCUUGUUGAUAUCAUCUUUCUUUGACUGUAUGCACUAUGUUUAUACAUUAUGUUACACUAUAUACAUUAUGGUACUCAAUAUACAUCAUAGUUCACUAUUUGAUUUGUAUUUAUUAUGAAUAUUUUUCCCGUAGUUUUUACCUCCAUUAUAUAAUAAAAUGAUAAACAAUU
Messenger RNA from Mya arenaria, 5236 nucleotides. RefSeq lists its product as uncharacterized. Gene Ontology annotation, cellular component: membrane. Bases 161 to 1075 code for a protein of 304 amino acids. The transcript has 8 exons. The record is from RefSeq and is a predicted model, not a curated record. NCBI's taxonomy places the organism in Eukaryota, Metazoa, Mollusca, Bivalvia, Myida, Myidae.